Messenger RNA from Punctularia strigosozonata HHB-11173 SS5, 3901 nucleotides. RefSeq lists its product as uncharacterized. Bases 88 to 3654 code for a protein of 1188 amino acids. Gene Ontology annotation, molecular function: protein binding. NCBI's taxonomy places the organism in Eukaryota, Fungi, Basidiomycota, Agaricomycetes, Corticiales, Punctulariaceae. The transcript has 4 exons. The record is from RefSeq and is a predicted model, not a curated record.
CGUUCCCGUUUCUGCUUUCACUUCGUUCCUUUCCAUCCUGGCGGCUAUCACAUCCCUGCGAUCACCCUCCCGACGCGCACUGUACCCAUGAGCCUAGUCACCACGGGCUCGUCGACGGCCAAGACGCCGCCGUCGCUGCUAGACGCGAUCGCGCGGAGCACCGACAAGUGGCAAGAGGAUCUCGAGACGUUGUUCCAGCACGCGUCUGAGCGUUUCCCGGACGUCGUCUGGGAGCUCCAGCCCGAGGGCGACGAGGGCGGGCCCGUCGAGGAGGUCUGGGGCCACAAGGCCAUCGUCUACGCCCGCGCCCCGCCGUCGUUCCAGGCGAGAUACUUCUCGUUCCGACCCGCUCCUAUAUCCUCCCCGACGCCCCAGCCGUACUCGUCGUCCCCGCCCCCGUACCCCCAGCUGUCCACCCCCUCCCUCGCCCUCUCCGUCCAUCACAACCUCGGCGGCAGUCUCGCCAUCGACUACCCCAGCCGAUCGCCCUCCCCCGGAUACGCCUCCGGACAUGGCCUCAACGCCAGCGUCGGCCAUCUCCCCCGCAGCCAUUCGCCCGCGCCGAGUCAGCGCACGAUCGCGACGACGAUGACCACCGUCGGCGUGCUCACGCGCUUUCCGACGACAAUGAAUCCCACCCUGUUUGCUCACGAGCUCGAAUACCUCUACACCGGCAAGAACUUCGGCGCCGCGUUCGAGUUCCUGUUUGAUGCCGCCGAUGCCAAGUCGCCAGAUGCCGACACGGACGAACUCACCGCGGAAGAAUCGCGCGUCGACAAGCUUCGAAAGGACCUCGUCUUCAUGUGGCGCUCCCGCCUCUACUCCGACAUCCGCAUCGCCCUCACCGGCUCCUUCUCCUCCGCCAACCACGAGACCUCCACGGCGAUUUUCUCCUCCCAUCGCUUCAUGCUCGUCUCUCGGUCUCCUUACUUUUAUACGGCGCUGCUCAAAUGGGGCGACGGGAAACCCGUCCCGGUCUCCACCCCUCCCAAGUCGCUCGCGAGCUCGGUCGCGAGCACCUCCGCCGAGCGCGAGCGCGAGCGGGAAAAGGAGAUCCAAACCCUCACCCUCCCGUCGCCCCCGUUCACGCCCGCCUCCCUCCACUUCACCCUCGGGUACAUCUACACCGGCACCCUCAUCUUCUCCCACCGCACGUACGACCUCGACACCGCCUUCCACAUCCUCCUCUCCGCCCUCUACCUCCAGCUCGACGCGCUGCACGACGAGAUCCAGGCGCGGAUCGUCCAGGAGAUGAUGCACGGCCUCUUCCACGCCUUCCUCGAGUUCUCCGAGUACGAACGCGUCACGGGCGGAAAAUGGGGCGUGGGCGGGUGUCGCUGCCGGCAGUGCGCCCGGCGCGCGCCGAGGGUGCUCGAGUUCGCCGUCCGGGACGACGUCGGCAACAAGUACCUCGAGCGCGGCGCGCGGCGCGCCCUCGUCGGCCUGUUCGGCGACGGCUGGUGCAACGCCGAGUUCGCCGCGCUCUCCCAGGGCACGCGGGGCGGCGUGCUCAAGGGCGUGGGCAAGCGGACGCUGCCGAUGAACGUGUUCCCGCUGCUGUGGGCGGCCAACUCGGGUCUGGACAAGGUCGGCAAGGUGAUCGAGGACUGGGCGGACACCGUGCGCGACAUGCUGGAGAAGGCGCGGAGCGUCGUGGAUGAGUGUCUGUGCAAGGACGCGGUGCAGUGCUUUGAGCAACCGGAAUGGGUCGAGAUCGUCGACGCGGACGGGGUCAGGUUCGAGGACGCCGAGCGGGUCGCGAUGGUCAUGGACGCUUGCCGGAGAGGCCUCUCCGAGUCGAACGCCGGUGUUCUUUAUCAGGCGCUCGUGUCGUCCAUCUUGCUCCGCGUGAACGAUCAAGGCGAGACCGUGGUCAGCGCGACGUCUCACGUACGCGUACAGGUGGAGCAGCUGCGGACCGACGUCCUUCGCUGGUUACGCAAACGCUGGUUCGGCGUCAGGGACCAGGGCGGCUUCGAUUCCCUCGAGAGCUGGGCGGUCAAGGAGAUCAGCGACGAGAUCGACGUGCCCGUGGAGGAGCUCCUCAACCCCGAUCACCAGAUCAAGGGGCCUGCGAGGACGACACGACCGCAAACGCGCGGCGACUUUGAUGGCGAAAGCAUGCGCUCCAUCCCCAGGAGCGUGGCGUCCAGGAACAUCGCGAGCCCAACCCCCGGGCGCAAUGGCGCGCUCAGUCCCACCGGCGGUCGCACGGCACCAUCGGUGCACUCGAUCGCGCGGAGCACGAUGUCGACCAAGAGCAGAGCGAUCACGAGCACGGCGCCAGCUAGGCGUAACGUUAGCGGAGGGCGGACAAGCAUCGCACCUCCUCCCGGCCCGAGACCAGAUUCCAAACUGACUCCGGCGGCGUCGAGCAGCUCGUUGGCGAGCAGGGACUCGAAAGUCACAUCCCCGUCCACGGCGCGCAAGGCCUCCUCCCGGACCCCGACGGCGGCGUCCGUCCGGAGCAGCGCGGCGUCGUUCACGUCCGUCGUUUCGACCGCUUCGACGGUGCGCACCUCCAGAGCGGGCCCGUCGACGCUCAAACCGCCUCCCUCCGACUCGUCGCGACCGAACUCGACCAUGUCGACCGCCAGCGCGGGCAGCACCGAGUUCAAGACGGCGUCCGAGAUCACGACCUCGCUCGGGACGCAGUCCGCCGUCGUCCCGACCUCGCCGCUCCUGAGUCCCAGAAAUAGGAGGAUCUCGACCGCGAGCACGGCCAGCGCCGCGAGCGCAAGGUCUCCUGGGCUCGCUCCGCCCAGGAAUACGACGAGGAGGACGAGCACCGCCUCGACCGCAUCCGCCGCGUCGGUUCGUUCGACGCGCGUGGGCGCAGCUCCAGAGACGCCGAAGUUGAAGUCACCGUCACAGGCGUCUAUACGCUCGAAUGUAUCGACUACCUCCACCGCAGCGCGGAGCACACAAUCCAGGCGAACCGUAGAUAGGAAAAGCACGGUUGCCGAGACUCCUGCUAAAAUCACCGGGAAAGCGCGUGCGACCACGGGCGCUGGCGGGACCAUCAAGCCGACGAAGUCGACAUCAACGCUGCCGCCCACGCCGCCGGAGACGGCGUCCUCUGCCAGCACGCCCUCGCUCGGCGACGGUUCGCUGAAACGCAAGGCUUCGAACGAUACCAUCAAAGAGUCCUCCGUCGUGACUCAGCGCGCGGUAAGCGCCCUUUCUCCGCCGGGAGACACCCUCGAUGUCGGCAUUCCUUGCAUCAUCGCCUCUAAACGCGCCCGCUUCCGCGCAUACGCGCGGUACAUCGGAGAAGUGAAGGGCGAGACGGGGCCUUGGGUCGGCGUCGAGGUGCCGGUGAACGACAGCUGGCCGACAGACAAACUGGAAGGCCGCCAGUGGCACGACGGGACGUGGGGCGGUAUCCGCUAUUUCGACCUGGGCACGGAAUCGCAGUGGGAUGGCUACGGAGACCAGACGACCGCCAGCCGGCGGAGGGCGGUCGAUUGGAAGCAGACGGUGAUGAACAGAAGUUUGAAGCGGGGAGGAGCCGAGUUGAGCGUCGACCGCAGCAAGCGCAUGCGGAGCGUGUCUCCUGCCAUAUCGGACGUCUCGAAUCAAGAAUCAAGAGGACUCUUUGUCAGGCCCCAGCAGGUCCUUUACGUGGUGGACGCUGUGGGCACGGAUCUGUGAUACCCAAUACCAAUAGUGCCGAAACAUUCCCUUGAAACCGUCUUGCUCUCCACCUAUGCAUCGCUUUCGAUGUUACGCAUACGCUCGUAACUUAAACCUCCUUUCCUUAAUCUCUCUAGUGGCUUGUACGUCUAUGUCUUCGGUUCGGGACAUGAUUAUCACCGUUUUACUGUAGUCGUUCGCGGGACAAGUAGAUUAAACACCUGCCGCCAUCCACAAAUAUUAAAUCAUACAGGAUAUUGCCCGU